Mesocestoides corti is the source of this 6687-nucleotide messenger RNA. NCBI's taxonomy places the organism in Eukaryota, Metazoa, Platyhelminthes, Cestoda, Cyclophyllidea, Mesocestoididae. The record is from the annotation of a GenBank genome assembly.
AUGAGGACGAUAAAGGAACGCUGUGAGGAGCUUCUUCACCUUUACCUGAAUAAUUAUUCGGAUGAAUCUGGCAGUUUCAAUAUUGAAUUCCUUCUCGACACCUUAACAUUCAAACCUCUCGUCGAAAAGAUUGAGUCCUUUCGUUUAUCUCGUUCUGAAUUCGAAACGAUUCGGCUAAUUGGAUCAGGAGCCUUUGGCGAAGUCUCCCUUGUACGCUCAAAAUCAACAAAUGAGUUCUACGCUCUUAAAUCCUUGCAUAAGUAUGAUAUGUUGAAGCGUUCAGACAGGGCAUGCUUCCAGGAGGAGCGUGAAGUUCUUGUUAAAGGAAUGAUAAAGGGGUCCCCAUGGAUAACACAGCUCCAUUAUACGUUUCAGGAUGAAAAAUACCUGGUAAUACAUAUUUGUGUUCAUUUUCAGUAUUUUGUCAUGAAAUUUUAUAAUGGUGGUGACAUGCUUACUAUGUUAAGCAAAUUCGAUGAUCAGAUUCCCGAGCAUAUAUCUAGAUUUUACUUGGCUGAGCUUGUCCUUGCAAUACAUUCUCUUCACGAUCUUGGCUACGUCCAUCGGGAUAUAAAACCGGAUAAUGUACUCCUAGAAACGUCCGGCCACAUUGUUUUGACGGAUUUUGGUUCCUGCCUUCGGAUAGGAAAUGAUGGACUAAUUAAGAAUGCUGCUGCUAUAGGUACUCCAGAUUACAUUGCACCAGAGAUUCUUCGAGCUGCUGAGGAUUCGCAUGGGACAUUUGGGGUUGAGUGCGACUACUGGUCCCUGGGUGUUGUGAUGUACGAGAUGCUUUUUGGUGAGACGCCGUUUUAUAGCGAAAAUCUGAUCCAAACCUACAGCCAAAUUAUGAACUUUGAGAAAACAUUCAAGAUCCCUGAGGAUGAAGGCCAUGUUUCGGAUGCUGCUAAAGAUUUACUCAAACGAUUUAUUUGUGAUAGAAAGCAACGCUAUGGACGUAAUGGUAUCGAGGAAAUUGUAAACCAUCCUUUCUUUAAUGGUAUUGACUGGGAGAAUAUUCGCUCUCAACCUGCGCCGUACCAACCGGAAGUCAAAUCUCCCGAGGACACCUCAAACUUCGACAUCGAGGAAACUACGCGAACUCACGAGGGACCACCUCUUGGUUCGGUAUUUCGUGGGUGUCAGGUGGCCUGCAUUGGCUUCACCUUCACGAAGGACUCCCCCCUCAACCAAAUAGGCCGACUAGAGGAAGCACUUGGAAGUCGGAAGACAGCGGUGGCCAUGGAGCAGGCUGAUGACGUCGCCUCCCAAACGCCUGUACAAAACUGCACCAAGUGUGGUGAACUUAAGUCACGCGUCCAAGACCUUGAGACGGAGCUAGCAGCGCUAUCCGUUAAGGUCCAGCAGCCACCAGCCUCGCCUAUGGUCAAUGGUGCCUCAGAAACGGAGGAAAAACUCGCCGCAUCCGAGGCGCGUUAUGAAGAACUCCUUUCCGAAGUGAAGAAACUUCACAUAGCCCUGGGUGCACUGGAAGCCCGUUCCAUCAACGACGAGCAAAAGAUUGCAAUGCUAACCCAAGCGUACGUCCUCUUGGGCGGAUCCACGGUACCUUUGGCUCGCGUAUUGUGCCAUCGCAAGUCCCUUUCGCCAUGUCGCUAUUUCCUCGAACCUGCUUCAUUGGCGAGAGAAGAAAGAUCUGAUCUGCCUGGUUUUUGUGCUUCUUUUGUUACUGAAGAACGCAAAACCCUGUGCUAUUUAUUUUACAGCCUGCAAGCGGAACAAGAGAAGACAGAAAAUUUGAGAUUUGACCUUCGUGAAUACGAAGAGGAGAAUGAGGAUUUGUGUAAACGCAUUCAGGACACCAGUUCAAUGUUGCGGGAUAAGGAGUCAGCCUGUGAACAGCUUCUUAAUGACCUCGAAGAAAAGCGUGCCGAGUUGGCAGCACAACGGAAAACCCUUGACGAGUACAUCCAGCAGUCGCAGAACACGAACCUACCACCCCACCGACAGGUCGUCGAUGGGGAGAACAACCUCUCGAACGGUGUCAGCGCUGGUGACUCAAUUCACUUAAUUCCUGAGUUGAAGCUCAAAUUGCGCGAGGCUGUAACCUGGGCAGAGGAAUGUGAAGCAAAACUUAGCAACCAGGAAAACUACUGGAGCGAUCAGCAGCUGCGGUGGCAAAGGGAGCGCUCCGAACUACAGGACCGCGUUCACGAGAUCGUUAUUGAAAGGACCGGUUUCUUGGAAGGGGAGUUGCGCCAAGAGCGGCAGCUGCGCACGUCUCUGGAGCAGCGUGUCAUGCUGUGGGAAAACCAGUUGGUGGAACUCAUCCAAAUGGCUGAUACUGAGUGGGCUGCAAACGAUAACCUCUAUGAGACGGUCCUCCGCUUAACAUCCGACCUCCAGCGCAUCAGAAACGGUCCGUCGGAAAUUGACUACGAUCCACCCCGACCCUCUAGCGCCGUCUCACAGGGUCAAGGUGAGGAUCGGGCCUCUGGUAACCUGAAUGGCCUAUCCAGUAUGGACUGGCGUCAGCGCAAGGCGGGCAAAAUCAGCAAGAUGGAGCGUUCUAAUCUGCAGCUGGCACUAAACAAUGAGAUUCGGGAGCGUGAGUUGGCCCAACAACGAGCCCGUGAUCUGGAGGCACAGCUGGAAGAAGUGUCCGCACGUCUGGCUGAUACCUCAAACAGGCUUCUUCACACAGAGAAGGAGAAGGAAAAUCUUCGAGAGCAGCUUCUGAAGGUAACCACCGAAGUACGAAGGUCCCGCAUGAAAACUGCAGAAAUCGACGAAUCGGCUUGCAUUCGGGCUGAAUUGAUGAACGAGAAGCAUAAGUUGCUCCAACCCGUUCUCUCACCCAACGACCAGACUCUUCAAAUUUCGAAGUCGGAGAAGUCUGUCUCAAUGGGCGGUCUCUCGAGCUCUGGCAGUGGGGCGUCAUCAGGAGGGCACAAACUUGUCCCAGACACUUUCGCUGUGCCCACCAAGUGCUUCGUCUGCUCCAGCCUCCUCCUCGGCCAGUUGUGGCAAGGUCUGCGUUGCCAGCAGUGUGCCUUCUGUUGCCAUCUGCAGUGCAGACAAGGCACAACAACAGUUUCUUGUCCUGCUGCACCCUCGGAUGUGCAUUCGUUCGACCCUGGUGUUGCCUGUGGUCUCGGCACUGUUCUGGAAGGACCAGUCAAGACUCCAAAGGGCGACAUCAAGCGAGGUUGGAUCCAACAAUACGCCUUCCUCUCCGACAUGCGUCUGUUCAUCUACGAUUCCCGUUUGCCCUCAUUUCUCUCCACCGUGGCCUGUGAAAAUGCGAUAUUGGAGGCCGACGCAGGCCACCUCCCUGAGGGUUUCGCUUCCCUUUUGUACGGCAUGAUCCUAAUGCUGUGUUUCAUUCAGUGUACUGCCGUCCGUCGAGCAAAGACCAUCCACCCAGAUGUCGACUCGAGGGACCCUCGAUCGGCUACAUUGGGUCCCGCUAUUGAAAACCCAGUCUGCUCAGUCUCUGCGAGGCCGUCUUUGGGCGCCCUCUCAGUUACGCUGCCCCACGGCGGACCCAUGCAAAUCACCUACGAGACGGCCUACGACAUUCAGAGCAGCACCCCUGCCUACAUAGUCGAUCUGAACUCCUCGGGCUUCGCAGUUUCGCGUGUGUCUAACGCUGAUGUUAUUCACGCCAAACGAACCGAAGUGCCGCAGAUACUGAAAGUGAGCCCUGACGACUACGCUGGCAACUCCCCAAUCUACCUGCUCUUCGACACUUCAGAGGAGUGUGAUCGGUGGCACGCGGCUUUAGAGGACACUGUGCACCUGUUGAGUCGUAAUUUCGCACGCACUCCUGACACCCAGUGCCUCCAGCUCCAUGUCCUAUCCGACGCCAGCUUCCCUCUCAUCAAGCACAUCCUCUCUGCUUGUGUCCUAGACGAAAAUCGGAUUUUGGUGGGUACCGGAGAUGGUCUAUACACCGUCGACUUGCGCUACAAAACUUAUGCUCGUGUUGGAGAAAAGAAGCCAAUCUACCAGGUUGAGGCUCUGCCCGAGGAACUUCAACUAGUCGCCGUUAUACAAGACAAACAGCGCCGUCUUCGCCUUGUCCUCUCCGGUGCCAUCGAAGGCAUGAACUACGACAAAAUCCGAGUGGCCGAGCCCAAACAGGGCGUGAGCUUGCUCUGCCACGGCUGGUCGCGGGGUCGCACAACUUACCUGUUAUGCGCUGCUGGCGCCACAAGCAUCUGGGUGUACGAAGUGGUGGGAGAGGUGACGCGACAUCGACGUGUUGUCGAGCUGACCUCUCCCUCCUUGGUGCAGGCCAUUAACCUCGUGCGCGAUGGUGAUUGGCUCGCUGUUGGCAAUGAAAGCUCCUUUGUAAUCUACAACAUUUGGUCCAAGGGAUCAAUGACAGUUUUGCUGGAGCCUUCGUGCAUCGAUUUGGAUUCCAGCCUGCUGAUGUUCCGUCACCACCAAUUUGAGGCCCAAAUGGCCAUCCCGCUGAACUUCGAGGAGUUUCUCCUCGUCUUCGACAAUUGUGCAAUCUACAUCGACAGUCAGGGCCAGCCAACUCGUCCAACACACCUCUUCUGGCCAGCGAAGCCACUGUCUCGCGGGUUCGCUUAUCGCCAACCCUUCCUCCACGUGUUCACCGAGUCUGGCCUCUUCCUAUUCAACGUGGAGACCUCUACCUGGAGUGCUUCUGCGGCGGGCACGCGACGACUUCUGCCUCUGAGCACGUCCGACGGCUACCUCUGCCUGAUGACGCACGGCAGCAGUCAGGCAGUCCCCAAACUGUCCAGCAGUGUUGGUGGUGGUGGCGGCGUCGGCGGCAUUGGUGGCGCUGCUGGUUCUUUCAGCCACCAGGGAGCGACCGCGACCCUGGUCUACCUGCCCCCUCCCCGUCAAUCCAUGUUUGCUUCACUACAGCGCCGGCGGAACGCCUCCUUGCUGACCUCCCCCUUGACUCGACCACUCAGCCACCUGACUUCUAGCGAUCCUGACAGGCAGUUGGAUUUGGGAAAUGUCUCUCUCCUAGAUGCGACUACGCGAGUCAGAAAAUCACGACGCUUCUCAUUCUUUUCUCGCGGCUCGCUUUUCCCGACCAUGGAGUUACUUGAUCAGUCGUCAAACGCUUGCUCUGGCAAUGGCAUUUCCUCCUCGUCGACGUCAGGCGGUCCCUCCCUUCCCUUUUCGAAAUCCCGCUCCUCCAACGUCAAUGGUUCCCGUCUGAUCUCUGCGCCAUCCGACUUUCAGCACGUCGCCCACCAAGGACCCGACGUGAUGAUCAACCUGAUAGACCUGGCACAAUCGCAUUUACAGCACCAAGUGGCGCGGUGCUCUACGGGGAACUUUAGCUUGGCAGUAGAGCAGCCCAUCAUCCCUCAACACGUGGACUCAGAUGCAUCGCUUCAAUCCAGUUCUUCCCGACAGUCAAUUAAUCAGGUAAACGAUCGCGAUCCGAGUUUCCACGAAAUGCCUGGUUUGACCAUUCCCCUACCUGGGUUAUCUCAUCAGCGAUUGGAAGAGUUAAUACUGUCUAUUGGUGAAUCUGACGUGGCAGAUUCUGUAGCGACGGAUUCUGCCGUGUUAACCCUCCCCCUCUCCGCCGUCCAGAGUCCCGCUUCUCACCCUGACACCGCCCAAGACGAGGUUCUUACUCCUUGCGCACCCCAAGUUUCAAACAAUCAUCACCACCAACAACCACAGCACCUCGACUCUCCCGAUUUUCGGGAUAAGUUUCUUGCUCUCUUCUACUCGAUGACGCUUUCGUCUUCCGAGGAUGGUCAUAGUAACGUUGCCAUAAAUGCGCUUGGCCCUAAAGAAGAGCAGCUGCAGAAGAUAAAAAUGUACGAAGACAUGUAUCGCGUGAUUCGCGAUGUAACCGGUGUCAGGGAUGCCGUAAAAAUGGUCGCCAGAUUUAACUCACAGAUUGAGACCAUGAACUAUCUCACUGAACUUAAAACUGCAGGAGAAGCAAUGGUUGCUGAUUUACGAAAGAACCACAAAGUCUUGGAGUCUGAACGGGAAGAUUUGAAGUACAAUGGGGAAUCGGAUUUAGUUAGCAAUCAAGCGAUGGUCAAUGAAUAUACUGAAAAGGUUAAGGAAGCAACAAAAGAACACGCGGCCCUCCAGCAGGAACUUGCCAAUCUCAGCAGUCUCAUGGUUCGCUGCAAAGCUGGAAUGCUACACAUUUGCCAGAAAUUAAGUGACAUCCUGCUACCCUCAGCAUCGGAAGACAGCACAACUUUACCCGCACUUUCGCCACCCCCAGAAACCGGGACUCAGGAAGUUGCGAAUCCAGACGAAAGUACUGUAGCCCCAGACGAUGCACCUGAGCUCGUAGAUUCGCAGUCUACGCCCCCCGCGAAAAAGUUAGAGGAGUCUACUGAGGAAAGUUCUUCGGAGUCAGACCAAGUUGAUCUAACGCUCGGUCUAAUCAAAGGCUGCUCAAUGAAAGUAAAGCUUCUGCUUUCGUCGUUGUCAAAUUACGACUGUGAAGAAGAGAGCAACAAAGUAGAGAUUUCUAAUUUCUUUGAGAAGGCAGAAACCAAGGUACCGGAUUUCAAUACGCGCAUCGUUUUUCCACAAGACCUCGAGGAUGUUCCUAUUGACGACGAUGACGACAUGUUGUACGACGAUGGUGGCGCGCCUAGUCGCAUCGCUCUGAAAAAGCAGUCCCAACAGAUAAUUGAAAUGCGCACCAAGAAACGUGGUCCCGGUGACAAAUCCAAUAAGGGUCGAUAA